AUGAAUGGUGGUAAACCUGUCACUACUCCAUUAGUGGUAAACGAGAAACAACAAAAAGAUGAUGGAGCACAAGAGGCAGAUGCAUCACGCUACAAGAGUUUAAUUGGAAGCCUCUUGUAUCUCACAGCCACACGACCAGACAUUAUGUAUGCUACAAGUCUUCUAUCAAGAUUCAUGCAAAAGCUAAGUCAAAUUCAUUAUGGAGUAGGAAAAAGAAUUUUAAGAUAUCUACAAGGCACAAAGGAGUUUGGCAUAUGGUACAAAACCAUGACUAACUCAAGAAUGAUUGGCUACACAGAUAGUGAUUGGGCAGGAUGA
Messenger RNA from Vigna radiata var. radiata (mung bean), 318 nucleotides. RefSeq lists its product as uncharacterized. Bases 1 to 318 code for a protein of 105 amino acids. The transcript has a single exon. Lineage: Eukaryota; Viridiplantae; Streptophyta; Magnoliopsida; Fabales; Fabaceae. The record is from RefSeq and is a predicted model, not a curated record.